Mytilinidion resinicola is the source of this 1900-nucleotide messenger RNA. Its product is annotated as chorismate synthase. Bases 449 to 1696 code for a protein of 415 amino acids. Gene Ontology annotation, biological process: aromatic amino acid biosynthetic process; chorismate biosynthetic process. The record is from RefSeq and is a predicted model, not a curated record. The transcript is spliced from 4 exons. NCBI's taxonomy places the organism in Eukaryota, Fungi, Ascomycota, Dothideomycetes, Mytilinidiales, Mytilinidiaceae. Gene Ontology annotation, cellular component: cytosol. Gene Ontology annotation, molecular function: chorismate synthase activity; FMN binding.
GAUUAUGGAGGCUGAGGUUUGCGACCUUGAAAGACUUUCGAACUGAGUGGUUCUCGUGUCAUUAAGAGUUUAGAAAAUAUUGAAGGACGUCAGACAAUGGUGCCCCAGAAUACAUCUACGCAUCAAGCACAGGCGGUCGUGGCCCCGUGACGAGGUGGGAUGCGGUGACGGAGGACAUCUUUUUUCUUUUCCGCUGCGCCUUAAGAAGUACAUAAUCUACGCCAAUACAUUGCCUCCUUGUACCCAAAAUAUACUCUCGAUAUCACGCAACAGGCCCCCCCUUACAUAUCAAGGACCCGAGUCAAUUGCGCUGACUGUGCUGUGUGAAUUGGUUCCACAGUCCUCUUCAGCUAGAGUACUCUCCGCACCUCCGAUGACUCCUCCGCAAUUAUCAUAAACACCAUAAAGACUUCCGCACGCCCAGCUCUCACACCACUCCACCACCAUCAUGUCAACCUUCGGCACCCACUUCAGAGUUCAUACCUAUGGCGAGUCCCACUGCCUCUCAGUGGGAUGCAUUGUGGAUGGCGUGCCCCCGGGCAUGGAGCUCACUGAAGCCGACAUCCAGCCCCAAAUGACACGGCGAAGACCCGGCCAAAGCGCCAUCACUACUCCCCGCAAUGAGAAAGAUCGUGUUGAGAUUCAGUCGGGGACAGAAUUCGGCGUCACGCUCGGGUCUCCGAUCGCAUUGCGCGUGAUGAAUGAGAACCAGCGGAAGCAAGAUUAUGGGAACAAGACUAUGGACCUCUACCCACGCCCGAGCCAUGCGGAUUGGACCUACUUGGAGAAAUACGGCGUGAAGGCGAGUAGUGGCGGCGGGAGGAGUAGCGCGCGAGAGACAAUAGGCCGCGUAGCAGCAGGCGCCAUAGCAGAGAAGUACCUCCGUCUCGCACACGGCGUGGAAAUCGUCGCCUUCACCACUUCCGUCGGCAACGAAUUCCUCUUCCCGCCCACCCCCUCCCACCCCACCGCCUCCACAAACCCAGACUUCCUCAAACUCCUCGACGUGAUCGACCGCGAGACCGUCGACAAGCAUAUCCCCGUGCGCUGCCCCGACGCCGCCGCAACCAAGCGCAUGGAAGACCUCAUCGCCGAGUACCGCGACCGUCAUGACAGCAUCGGCGGCGUCGUGACGUGCGUUAUACGGAACUGUCCCUCAGGGCUCGGCGAGCCCUGCUUCGAUAAGCUGGAGGCUAUGCUCGCGCACGCGAUGCUGAGCAUACCCGCGACGAAGGGGUUUGAGAUCGGGAGCGGGUUUGGGGGAUGUCAGGUGCCUGGGUCUGUUCAUAACGACCCUUUCAUCAAAGCGACGGAUUCGGCUGCUGGACGGCCGCGCUUGACGACCAAGACGAACAACUCCGGCGGUAUCCAGGGCGGUAUCUCGAACGGCGCGCCGAUUUACUUUAAUGUUGCGUUCAAGCCUCCUGCGACUAUCGGCCAGGCGCAGACGACGGUUACGUACGAUGAGGAGGAGGGUGUCUUAGAGGCGAAGGGCCGACACGACCCAUGCGUUGUUCCACGCGCCGUGCCAAUCGUAGAGGCUAUGGCUGCACUAGUCAUUAUUGAUUCAUUAAUGGCACAGCAGGCGAGGCAAACGGCGCGGAGUCUGCUGCCGCCGCUGAAAGCCACGAUUCCGGCGGAGAAGACGGUAGUAGGGAAUAGCAAGCUACAAGAAGAGAUGACGAAUGGGUCUUGAUAGACGACAGUUCUUUCUUCUGGGCUGGUUUAGAAGAUAGUGGGCGGAAGAUGUGCAUGUUUCAACAAAAGCACUGCUGUUUAGGCGAUCAGAGUACGAGAACGGCGUUGAACAGGGUCUUAGGCCAGAUAUACAGUCCUCGUAACUCGAUUCAACAUUAAGAAAAUGCAGCCGAGUUAUCAACCGCGCUUUUGCCUCUGCGCC